This is a messenger RNA of Misgurnus anguillicaudatus (oriental weatherfish), 2393 nucleotides long. Lineage: Eukaryota; Metazoa; Chordata; Actinopteri; Cypriniformes; Cobitidae. The record is from RefSeq and is a predicted model, not a curated record.
AUGUAUGGGGUGAAGAAGUCUCGCAGCAUGCCAUAUCAUCCAGCUGGAAAUGGCCAGUGCGAACGCUUCAAUCGGACGCUACACAAUUUAUUAUGUACCCUGCCAUCCUCUAGGAAAAGAGAUUGGGUUGCAUGUUUGCCCAUAUUCUGUUACAAUACCACCCCGCAACAAGCCACGGGUGAGUCGCCACAUUUUUUUAUAUUUGGGCAGGAACCACGGUUACCAGUGGACUUCUUGCUUGGUAGGGUGCAGGAACCAGUGGUAGGCAGUGUGCACGAUUGGGUGCAGGAACAUCAAACCAGGUUACAGGUGGCAUUUGAGGGUGCUCGAGAACGGUUGGAGACUGCUGCGAAUAAACGUAAGGUGAAGUAUGAUCAGUGUGUUCCCGAUGCACCGCUUCAGGAAGGGCAGUUGGUAUAUCUGCGUCACUGUGGCCAUAAAGGCCGGCAUAAGAUCCAGGACAUUUGGAGUCCGGUAGUGUAUCAGGUAGUGCGAGCACCGACGGGUGGUGGUGCGGCGUAUUCUAUCGCACCAGUGGAAGAUCUGAGUAAGGUGACCACUGUACAUCGGUCAUUGCUCAAGAGUAGAGUGCAGAAAGAUUCUCCGGGCCGCAUACCCGUGGAGGAGACUGCAGAAUCUCUGGAAGUGUUGUGGUGUGAAGAGGAUGAGAUGGAUUUGGGCGUGAUGCCCGUGCGAGAUCAGAAUGGGCAUAGGAAGACUGAGGUUUUGGUUUUACCAGAGCAAACUCUUCCCCCGUUGGUGCGUGAGUCUUCGGACUCUGUGGUAUCAGAGGCGGAUGCGUCUGAGGUACGCCCUGUAGUUAUAUCUGUUCCUUCACCCUUAGAACAGGCAGAGGUCUCUGCAGUUGUACCAUGACGAACUGGUCGAGUAACGGCGGGUCACCAUUCCAACCUUCAUCCUCUUCCUCGUAUGGUAGGAGCCUCUACAUCCCCUCAGGUAGUGUCUAAUGCUGUAACAGCCAUGUUUAGACCUUGGGAUUAAGUUUAUUUUAUUGUUCGCCGGGUCGGCGACACAAAAAUGGGGGAUAGAUUGUGGUGAGACGCAGUGUUGUGUGUAAUGUCGAGGUUCACGCCCAUUAUUGAUGAGCUCGUGAAUGAACAUGUACAUAAAGGCAUUGCUAAGGACACGGGAGGCUGCGUCAUUUCUCAGCUGACUGAGGGUUCCGCUUUCCGGUGUGUUGCUGCUUUGUGGUAGAGGUAUGUGUUUGGCGUUUGCCUCUGGUUGAUGUAGUUUCGUUUUUAACUGUAUUGUUUGUUCUGGAAGGCAGGUGUCUGUUCGGUGCUCUCCCGGGUUGCAUAGUGCUACUGUUUCCCGUUUUAUGGGGUGGUAUCUCAGCGUGUCUUUGUUUAUCCAUAACGCUGAGUGACUGCUGUCCUACUGCUCGUGUUUAGGCUGUGAGCUGCUAGAUGGGAGACGUAGUUCCUGCAUUCUGGUAGGAAAACCCACUUGUUGUUCCUAUAAUCGGUUUACAGAUAUGUUUAUUUAUUGUAUGUGUUUGCUUUGGAUCUAGAUGUAAACUAGGCAACUAAUGCUCUUUCCAGUGCUGCUUUUUGCUGAGCUCUGUCACUGCAUGGCUUGACGCUUCAACGCUGCUGUUUUGCUUCGCUUGUUUUUUUUGUUUUUUUUCCUUUUGUUUUGUUUAUGUGCCAGCUGGUGGUCGGGGGGGUGCUAUUAUAUCUUAUCUGUUACUAGCAUUCGCUUGGCUACCUUGCUAUUUGCUUUGCUUUCUGGGACUGUGGCUUUACUAACAGCCUUUUUGUGCUAUUAGUGCUGAAUUUUGUUUCUGCAGCACAUUCCAGCGUUCCGUUGAUUCAAGGGGUUUUUCACCUGAUUUGGGUUGGAAUUGCUUCUCCCAGAGCUAAGUGUGUCCAUUUUGUGGUUUUGUAUUUCUUUAUUUUUUCUUGUUAUAUUUGUGUAUUUGAACUUAAGUUUUCUUUUCAUAAUUUGACUUUGUGAUUUUGCUUUUUCCUAUUAUUCCUUUGCUUCAUUUUGAAUAAUUGUAUUUUCUUUUCUCCUUAGGAGCGGGGGGUUCCAGGGUGGGCAGGUUGUUAUCGGGUGCUGUACCUCUCGUACUGAUCAUGUAGUGUUCUUUCUUUUUGCUGUGACGUUCACUAGUGUUAGUGAUUUUUGGUGCACAUUUAUAUUUUUUUGCUGUGGGUCUCUUGGAGGUCCAGCACCCGGCCUGGCCUAUUGCUGGGGAGCCCCAGCUCCUUGAGUUUAUUGGUGUCGUUAUUUUGUGGGCAAACUCAGCGCAUGUUUUGCAAUUUCUAACUGCCAUUUUAAUUGCCAUUUUAUUGUUACUUGGCCAGUUUUUAAGCUCAUGAAUAUUUAAUAAAGUAUAUAUAUUUCCCAAUAAAAAUUGUGCAUUGACA